CGGCAUUAUUUGAUGAAACUCAUGUGGCGUAAGUUGUGUUGCGAGCGCUGGCGUAGUGUGAGAUUGCAAAGAAGAAAGUAUUACAGUUUUAAAUGGAUGUUUCACCAGAAUCACUAUUUAAUGCAAUUUUUGCAUUCAUAUGGUUGGCAUAUAUAUGGGAAACUUACCUUUGCUCUCGACAGAUAAAUGUAUACAAAACAGCAACAACAGUUCCCGCAGCACUUGAAGGCAUUCUAAAAACAGAAACAUUUGAAAAAGCUCGUCUUUACCAGUUGGACAAAAGCAACUUUGGAAUAUGGUCUGGUAUCUACUCACAAGUUGAGUCUAGUUUGAUUCUAUUGCUUGGUGGGAUGCCUUGGCUUUGGAGAGUGUCUGGAGAUUGCAUCAUUAGUUUGGGGUUUUCACCAGAGUAUGAAAUUACUCAGUCUGUGGUGUUCUUAUUUCUGGCAUCUAUUUACUCUUCAAUCUCUGGUCUCCCCUGGUCAAUCUACAGUACCUUUGUCAUAGAGCAGCGUCAUGGCUUCAACAAACAGACACCUGGAUUUUAUGCCAAGGAUCAAAUAAAGAAGUUUGUUGUGAGUCAGGCAAUAAGUGCACCACUUGUGGCUUGUCUGAUCUAUAUCAUCAAGUGGGGAGGAGAGUACUUCUUCAUCUAUGUUUGGCUAUUCAUCUUCUUCUUUACUUUGGCUUUCAUUACUGUGUAUGCUGACUACAUCGCUCCGUUGUUUGAUAAAUUUACGCCACUACCAGAAGGAGAAUUACGAUCCAAGAUUGAAGAGCUUGCUAAAAGCAUUAGCUUCCCACUCUACAAGCUGUAUGUGGUCGAAGGUUCCAAGCGGUCAUCUCACAGCAAUGCAUAUUUUUAUGGGUUUUACAAGAAUAAACGUAUAGUACUCUUUGACACUCUACUGGAGGGUUAUGUUCCAAGUAGUGAAGAGAAUAAACAGGAUGCUGGUGAGGGAAAUGAUGAAAAGGAUAAUACAAAAGAGGAAAAGAAGUUAAUUGAGGAAGAGGAUACAGUUGAAGAUAAGAGUGAAGAUAAACCCCGCGGUAAAGGAUGUAGCAACGAUGAAGUCCUUGCUGUUUUAGCCCAUGAGCUUGGACAUUGGAAACUUAGUCAUAAUCUUAAAAAUUUCUUCAUUGGUCAAGUGAAUACAUUCCUUUGCUUCUUUAUAUUUGGUCUUCUGAUGGACAUGCAGAUUUUGUAUGAUGCUUUUGGAUUCUACAACAUCAGCCCAACCAUUAUCGGAUUGUUGAUUAUUUUUCAGUUCAUCUUUCACCCUUACAAUGAGUUGCUGGGUUUCUGCAUGACAAAGCUUAGCAGACAUUUUGAAUUCCAAGCAGACAAUUUCGCAAAGUCGCUGAAGAGGGCAGAGUUUCUAAAGUCUGCUCUGGUGAAACUGCAUGUGGACAACCUAGGCUUCCCUGUGGAUGACUGGCUCUAUUCUUCCUGGCAUUACUCGCACCCUCCACUUCUAGAGCGAUUGAAGGCUUUGGGAAAGACGGAGUAAUUGUAAUGUGUAAGCUGGGCACUCACUGCGUCGUGCAACAAACCCAACUCCGCUCCCCUUGAGCACUAGAGAAUGCGACACCCUCUGCUGAUUGUCGGUAGCAGUCUGAAUGGAUUGUCAUUAAAAAAGAUCUGUUGCACGUGCGUCAUCGCGUACAGUGAGUACCCAGCUCUAGUUGUUAUAAUUUAGUACAAGGUUGUGUAUGUGCAUCAGGAUGUCUGUACCAGUUUGGUGUUGGACAUUAUUCAUCACGUUGAAUACAGGGGUGGUGCCAGGAUUUGCCCGACCAAAGCAAAGUGGGUGUGGUAGGGCGUCUUUCAAAAGUAGUCUAGUUUGGGCCUUCAAUCUAUCAAUUUUAGAGUCUACUAAUAUGUAGAAAAUACAUAUAAUUUUUUU
Messenger RNA from Anneissia japonica, 1907 nucleotides. RefSeq names its product CAAX prenyl protease 1 homolog. Gene Ontology annotation, biological process: CAAX-box protein processing. The transcript is spliced from 10 exons. Gene Ontology annotation, cellular component: endoplasmic reticulum membrane. Gene Ontology annotation, molecular function: metalloendopeptidase activity. Lineage: Eukaryota; Metazoa; Echinodermata; Crinoidea; Comatulida; Comatulidae. The record is from RefSeq and is a predicted model, not a curated record. Bases 93 to 1511 code for a protein of 472 amino acids.